Messenger RNA from Talpa occidentalis (Iberian mole), 624 nucleotides. It is a transcript of the gene POLR2J, whose product is annotated as RNA polymerase II subunit J. The coding region runs from base 66 to 419 and encodes 117 amino acids. Gene Ontology annotation, molecular function: DNA binding; protein dimerization activity. Lineage: Eukaryota; Metazoa; Chordata; Mammalia; Eulipotyphla; Talpidae. The record is from RefSeq and is a predicted model, not a curated record. Gene Ontology annotation, biological process: transcription by RNA polymerase II. Gene Ontology annotation, cellular component: RNA polymerase II, core complex. The transcript is spliced from 4 exons.
GUGGCCGCUAACCCGGAAGAGGUCGCGUAACGGGAGUCUGGGGGCGGUGGGGCUGCGGCGCGAGGAUGAACGCCCCUCCUGCCUUCGAGUCGUUCUUGCUCUUCGAGGGCGAGAAGAAGAUCACCAUUAACAAGGACACCAAGGUACCCAAUGCUUGUUUAUUCACCAUCAACAAAGAAGACCACACGCUGGGAAACAUCAUUAAAUCGCAGCUGUUGAAGGACCCACAGGUGCUGUUUGCUGGUUACAAAGUCCCCCACCCCUUGGAGCACAAAAUCAUCAUCCGCGUGCAGACCACCCCGGACUACAGCCCCCAGGAGGCCUUCACCAAUGCCAUCACAGACCUCAUCAGCGAGCUCUCCCUGCUGGAAGAGCGGUUCCGGGUGGCCAUCAAAGAUAAGCAAGAAGGAAUUGAGUAGCAGCGUGGAAGGCGUCUUGCUUCGCUGUUUCUGACCCUGCACUGGACCUUUCUGUAGGCACCAACUGGAGGACAGCAGCCUCUCCCAGCUGUGGGUCUCCUUGUAGAUAUCCCAACAAGCCCCUCACCCGACACCCAUGUGUCCUGUACAUAGAUGUUUUUUCUAAUAAAGUGUGGCAGAAACCACUGUCUGUGUGGUUGUCAGG